Molecule: messenger RNA, 1481 nt
Organism: Vespula vulgaris
Lineage: Eukaryota; Metazoa; Arthropoda; Insecta; Hymenoptera; Vespidae
Exons: 2
Coding region: 405-1481 (358 amino acids)
Molecular function (GO): protein dimerization activity
Source: RefSeq, a predicted model, not a curated record
UACAAUAAGAAUAAGAUCGGUAAAAAGACAAAUCGAUAUAGAUAAGACUUGGGUCCAAGUGAAAAAGUCGUACGUUAAGAGAAAAGGAUGAAUUCCCAUAGCGAAAAAAAGAAAGAGGAAAAAAAUAAGAAGAGAGAAACGUGCCACGCGAUCGGCUCUUUCUUCUCGCAUUUCUUGUUUCUUUCCUUUUUCUUGUAUCGAUCGAAUUUGACUCCACGAGAGCCCCCAGCGAAGAAGAACGAAGAAGAAAGAGGAGAGAGAGGCGUGUCCGGUCUCGCGGCUUCUACAAAGAGAUGCCCACUUCCCCGUGGAUCCCUUCCACUCCUCAGGGAUCCCCUUCCACGUGGGUCCCAGAAGCACGCUCUCUCCCUCCCUUCCAUUAAGUCCCAAGAAAAGCAGCCGGCAUGGUCCAGGCCACGAGAUCGCCAGAAAGACGAUACAUAUACGAUCCCGUGGCUAGGAUGACCGCCUACGCGAACUUCCAGCAAUACGAUCUGAUGGACUCCGAGGGUUAUGGAUCAGCGAGUAGUCCUGAAUCGAACCCGCGAGUCUCUUGGCCUCAUCAGGAGGUCUAUCCUCAGCCACCAAGAUCAAGAGGCAGUAGCUGUGGUAGCGUUAGCUCGUUGGACAGUCACAAUCAUCAAGAAUAUCAAGAGAUCGGUGCUUUGAAUGGUGCUUUUCACGUUACCACUACGGCAACUUUUAAUUUCGCUGAGUUUUACGAAGGUUAUUACAAGGAAGGUUACAGAAACGAUCAUCAGACGCAAACGAUGAUAGGAAAUCCAAAGGAACGUACGAAGAUCGUGUUCAGAACGAACGAUCAUCAACGUCUCGAAGAAAUCUAUCAGACUCCUUUGAACAGUACAACGACAUUUACCAACGAAACGUUCCCGAGCAAACAGGAAUCCGGUUACGCGCCAAAAAUGGAGCACCAUCCCACGAGCGUUGUCUUCGGAAACGACAGGUGCGAGUUCUCGCAGAAGCAGGAUACUUUUUUUGUUGCGAAGGCCUAUGCCAUUGCGAAAAGUAACGGUCUUACGCACUCCGGAAGUAACGACAGUGGACCAGACGUUGGUGCUUACGGUCAAAGGCCAGACGUGCUUUACUUUGGUAGCACCUGUACCAUGCAGAGAAAGGACGGUUGUGCUCCGAGCAAUCAGACGAUCGAAAACGAUCAGGUCAGGUAUCAUCAUCAAAGGAACGAAUCUUUUCGUACAACGGACUACGUCGAACACAAGGACAAGGAAUCCGUGCAAAAGAUGAAGAAUGGUACUGCACCGGGUGUCGAAGUGCUUAGGAGAAGAAGAUUGGCAGCUAACGCCAGAGAGAGAAGGAGAAUGAACAGUUUAAAUGAUGCCUUUGAUAGGUUACGUGACGUCGUACCUAGUUUGGGUAACGACAGAAAACUCAGCAAGUUCGAAACAUUGCAAAUGGCACAGACUUACAUCGCUGCGCUCUAUGAACUUUUACAAAGAGAAUGA